Messenger RNA from Cyclopterus lumpus (lumpfish), 1083 nucleotides. Its product is annotated as probable G-protein coupled receptor 139. Gene Ontology annotation, cellular component: membrane. The record is from RefSeq and is a predicted model, not a curated record. Gene Ontology annotation, molecular function: G protein-coupled receptor activity. Lineage: Eukaryota; Metazoa; Chordata; Actinopteri; Perciformes; Cyclopteridae. Gene Ontology annotation, biological process: G protein-coupled receptor signaling pathway.
AUGGAACACAGCCACAUCUUCCCUGUUUUCUCCCCAAAUGGGAGCACUUGGAGCACGGGGCAGCAUCCCACUGAGUUUGCCCAUGGAUGCCCUCUCGGACCACUGCCCGUCAUCUACUACAGCAUCCUGCUCUGCCUCGGCCUUCCGGCUAACAUCCUAACAGUGGUCAUCCUGUCCCAGCUGGUGCUGCGUCGUCAGAAGUCCUCCUACAACUAUCUCCUAGCUCUGGCAGCCGCCGACAUCCUGGUUCUGCUCCUCAUUUUUUUUGUCGACUUCAUAUUAGAGGACUAUUUGGGCACGGCUCUGCCUCCGUCACUAAACAACGCAGUACAGGUUCUGGAGUUCUCCUCCAUCCACACCUCCAUCUGGAUCACCGUGCUCUCACCAUUGACCGUUACAUCGCUUGUGUGCCACCCGCUUCGCUACCAUACAGUCUCCUUCCCGGCCCGCACACGAAGGGUGAUAUUUGCUGUGUAUAUUGGGUGCCUGAUCUCUGCAGCUCCUUAUUACUGGUGGCCCGAGCUGGGAGGGCAACAGGAGAACGUGGCCCAGCAUGUCCUGGUGUGGGCCCGCGCCACCGUCUACAUCCUCCCCUGCACUGUCUUCUUCUCCCUCAACGCCGUCAUCGUCCGUAAGCUGCGCAGACGCCGCAGCUGCUUCCGUCUGCGCGGCUACUCGACUGGCAAGACCACCGCCAUUCUCCUCGCCAUCACCUCCAUUUUCGCCGUUUUGUGGGCGCCACGCACCCUCAUGAUCCUCUACCACUUCUACUCCCCUCCUCCAGUCUCACAAGCCGCCGGCCGACUGCUCCACGUGCUCACUGAUCUGGCGAACAUGCUAGCGUUGCUCAACACGGGGGUCAACUUCUUCCUCUACUGCUUCAUCAGCAAGCGCUUCCGAGGCAUGGCGGCCAACGUCCUGCGAGCCCUGCUCCACUGCCGGAAGCAGCCCCCGCCGUUCUAUGCCAGCCACAACUUUUCCAUCACAAGCAGCCCUUGGAUCUCACCAGCCAACUCCCACUGCAUCAAGAUGUUGGUGUACCAGUAUGACAAAAAUGGGAAACCCAUCUGUAUUUCCUCUUGA